UUCCUCUGAACAAGGCGUGAAUGCAGGGGAACUUGGUAUGCACUCAUGCGAGGCCCCUAUUGGCUGAUAUUUUGUUCAGGGGGCAACAGUCGAGCAUCUGCACCGGGCAAAGGUAGAUCUAGCUCUGUCCUGCUACUGAAAGACACUGUCAGGUUAAUGUCAAUCAGCUCUGUCCCUGGAGAAGCUAAUACAAGAUGAGUCUCCAAGAAGAUUUGGUUAAGAGCAAUGGUGUUGCAGUCAUGGAUGAUAAUAGUGAGAGCAUCCCCACCCAAAAGGCACAGACUCAGUCAGACUCCACAAGCUUAAAGACCCACUCCACUCUCAUCCCCAAUGGAGAAGCCACCACAGCUGAGCUCACCACAGCAUCAGUUUCAGAGACCCAGGAGACUAAUUCUUCCAGUAACGCUGAGACACCGGCCGAACCUGCCAGAACGCCUGAGCUGGACGGAGCUGCUGAAGCACUUUCACCAGAAGAGCCCAAGGCUGUUCCACUGUCAAAUGUAACAACAACUCUGGCCCCAGCUGACCAGCUAUGGAGCACCAGCAGAGACAAGGCAGUCAGGCUGAGGAUGGAGGGCUCAGGUUCGGCCUCAAACACUCCCAUCACCAUCCAUCAGAUGUUCCUGGAGACGGUGGAAAGCUACGGGGAUCACUCAGCCUUGGUUUAUAAAAAAGAGGGCCAGUGGGUGACUAUGACAUGGAGGCAAUACUACGAGCAGUGCCGGGCAGCUGCCAAAAGUUUCCUCAGGUUGGGGCUGGAGCGCUACCAUGGUGUGGGAAUUCUGGGAUUCAACUCCCCUGAGUGGUUCAUCUCGGACGUUGGCUGCAUCUUUGCCGGGGGUCUAGCAACUGGAAUUUACACUACCAACUCCCCUGAAGCUUGUCAGUAUGUGGCUGACAACUGUCAGGCCAACGUCCUUGUUGUGGAAAACCAGAAACAGCUUGAAAAAAUCCUGCAGGUUAAAGAUCAACUACCUCAUCUGAAAGCCAUUGUUCAGUAUAAAGGCGAGCUGCAGCAGAAAGCACCUUUCCUGUAUACAUGGGCAGAGUUCAUGAAGCUGGGAGAGGACGUGCCCGAGGAGCAGCUGAAUGCCAUGAUUGAGAGUCUUCGGGCCAACGAGUGCUGUACUCUCAUCUACACCUCUGGAACCACGGGCAACCCUAAAGGAGUCAUGUUGAGCCAUGACAAUUUGACAUGGACAGCCAAUGCAGCACUUUCCAAGGCAAAUAUUAACCGUGCUGAGGAGGUGGUGGUCAGUUACCUGCCGCUCAGCCACGUGGCAGCCCAGAUGUUUGACAUGUGGAUGUCUAUUAGUUUUGCCAUGACCACCUACUUUGCAGAGCCAGACGCCCUCAAGGGCUCCUUGGCAAAUACACUGAAAGAGGCUCGUCCAACUUGUUUCCUGGGGGUUCCUCGUGUGUGGGAGAAGAUGCAGGAGAAGAUGAAAGCUAUUGGUGCCAAGGCGCCCCCAAUGAGGAAGAGAGUGGCAGACAGGGCCAAGUCCAUAGGUCUGAAGUACAACUACAGUGUCAUGAACGGGGAGAAUCUGGUGCCGUGGGGCUUCAUGCUGGCUAAUAAUCUGGUCUUUAAGAAGGUGCGUGCUGCACUGGGCUUAGACCGCUGCAAGGUCUGCUUCACAGGCGCUGCUCCCAUCACCAAAGAAACUUUGGAGUACUUCAUGAGCCUGAACAUCCCAGUGUUGGAGCUAUACGGCAUGAGUGAAAGCUCCGGGCCACACACCAUAUCCCUUAAUGAAGAGUACCGCAUCACAAGCUGUGGAAAGGUGUUGCCAGGCUGCCAGACGAAGCUGGACAAACCAGAUGAGGACGGGAAUGGAGAGAUAUGUUUCUGGGGUCGACACGUGUUUAUGGGCUACCUGAACUCGCCUGACAAAACAGCCGAGGCUAUUGACCAGGACGGUUGGCUGCAGUCUGGAGAUCUGGGAAAACACGACCAGCAUGGCUUCCUGUACAUCACAGGAAGGAUCAAGGAACUGAUCAUCACCGCCGGUGGAGAGAACAUCCCUCCUGUGCCAAUCGAGGAUGCACUGAAGGCCGAGGUUCCCAUCAUCAGCAACGUCAUGCUGAUCGGAGACAAGCUCAAGUUCCUCUCAAUGCUGCUCACUCUCAAAUGUGUCGUGGACGACAACGGCGAUCCAACAGACGAGCUGAGCCCUGAAGCUUUGGACUUCUGUCAGCAGAACGGUGUCUCAGCGACCAAGGUGUCAGAGAUCAUAGCCAAUAAGGAGCCAGCCAUCUACAAAGCCAUUCAGGAGGGCAUGGAGCGCAUCAACGCCAGAGCAACGUCCAACGCCCAGAAGGUCCAGAAGUGGAUCAUACUGGAGCGAGACUUCUCUGUCGGGGGAGGAGAACUGGGACCCACCAUGAAACUGAGGAGGCCCAUUGUUGUGAAGAUGUACGAGGAGAAAAUCAAUGAAAUGUAUGCAGUGGCAAAACAGUAGACUGCACAGAGAUGAGAUAUUACUCAAGAGAGGCAGCCGUGGGAAAAGUUGGGGCAUGUUUAUGAACUGAUUUAACUGAAAUGAUUUAACGGGAAAAAUUCUGAUUCUGAUUCUGUUGUAUUUGAUGGAACUGAUGUUGUUGUGCUGCUAUGUUUUAAUGUCGAGUUUCUGUUGUCUCUUCCAAAUCGAUAUUUAAGCUGUUAAAUGUGCAUACAGUUUCACAGUGUGAACAAACUGUGCACAUUUUGUAAAUAAAAUGUCCUAAUCAGAGCCAAAAUCUUAAUACACAGGGGAGUUAUACAUUAUAACUCAGCACCAAAGCCACAUGCAGGAUGGGAAACAUCCUCUUUAAAAUCUGGACACCUUGUGAACCAUUAUCUUUGCUACAGUGGCCAAAGGUUCAAUUCCAGUUUCCAUUCCUUUGCUCCGUCCCCCCCUUCCUGUCACUCUUCAGCUAUCCAUUAAUAUAUAUGUAUACACAGAUAUAGAUGAAAGAAUAUCAAUAGCUUGAAUUUCUCAAAUCACAAACGUGCAAAUCACGCAUUUGAAUUUGAAUGAAUGUUUGCUUGUCCAUGUACAGGAAUACUGAAAUGUUUAUUUUGUCAUAGAUGUUCCAUGAUUGUGUUGAUUUGGACAAACCAGGUUAAAAAAAUAAGAUUUUUUUAGCUUAAUUUUUUUAUGUGAAUGUGUUGAAUUUAGGUCAGGGCACUAAAGUAUAAUCUGUUUUCCCAUUACAAACAUACAAACAUUCACACAAAACUGUAGAAAAUGUCCCUUUACGCUCACACACACAUAUCAGAUUGCUUCUCAUUUAAAUGACUUUUAAACAUUUCAUGAGUGAUAGCUGUUUGUCAAAUUUUAUUUGGCAUUAGUAAACAAAAAUAAAUGUUUACAGAGUGAUGAGUGAUAACAUA
Molecule: messenger RNA, 3376 nt
Organism: Dicentrarchus labrax (European seabass)
Lineage: Eukaryota; Metazoa; Chordata; Actinopteri; Moronidae
Product: long-chain-fatty-acid--CoA ligase ACSBG2
Exons: 15
Coding region: 195-2462 (755 amino acids)
Cellular component (GO): membrane; endoplasmic reticulum
Molecular function (GO): long-chain fatty acid-CoA ligase activity
Source: RefSeq, a predicted model, not a curated record